Messenger RNA from Struthio camelus australis, 428 nucleotides. The record is from RefSeq and is a predicted model, not a curated record. Lineage: Eukaryota; Metazoa; Chordata; Aves; Struthioniformes; Struthionidae.
GAUGCAGAUGUACAGCCGGCAGCUGGCCUCCACUGAGUGGCUGACCAUCCAGGGCGGGCUGCUGGGCUCCGCGCUCUUCAUCUUCUCCCUCACUGCCUUCAACAACCUGGAGAACUUGGUCUUCGGUAAAGGAUUCCAGGCUAAGAUAUUCCCUGAGAUCUUUUCCCUCUCUGUAGCAGCGCAAGGGGUGCUGCUGUCUAGCCUGUUCUUUUCUCCCAGCCUCAUCUUCUCCAUGGUUGGCCUCUACUACAUCAACAAGAUCUCCUCCACGCUCUACCAGUCUGCAGCACCCGUAGCUGUUCCCACCAAAGCUGUUGGCAAAGGCAGGAAGAGGAAUUGAUGUCCCAUGGCCCCUCUCCAGGGGCGGCCUCCUCACCUCCAGCCUGGACUCGGACUCUGAGCCAACCAAUAAAGCAGUCUCUUUGUAA